AUGAGUGGUCGGCAACCGCUGCCGCUACGCUCGCGAGCAGGGGAGCCCGAGGGAGGCUCAACACCAAGACGCUUCCAAACAGUAGCCUCACAUCAGACAUGGAAGGUCUCGUCGCCAAAGGCGCCAACCACGAACCCGGAUGUCGAAACCAGCCUGACCGAUCAACUACGCUCCGUCUUCCGCCUACUCACGAACCCGAUCGUCGUGUGCACGGCGGCUCACAACGGCACGCCCCGGGCCAUGACCAUGUCGUCGUUUACGUCGUUGACGCUCUCCCCGACGCCUCUUGUUUCGUUCAACAUUGCCACGCCGAGCCGGACCCUCGACGCAAUCACCUCCAGCGGAGAGUUUAACAUCCACGUUCUGGCGAGUGACGAAAGCGGCGCGGCGCUCGCUGAUCAUUUCAUCCGGGGUAACACGGACGACGUGUUUGACACCAUUGCCGGGGCGACAUAUACGAUGGACAGAGGAGAGCCCGGAAGGAACUCGGCGCCGCUGCUGAAGGGAGAGGGAGUCUUGAGGGUCCUCCGAUGCAAGCUGUUGCGGGAUGGGGCGACGAGAGGCCUGGUGCGUGUGCGAGACCACGUCAUCGUUGUGGGGGAGGUGGUUGAGAUGAUACCCGGGAACAAGACGAAGGAAUUUGGGUUGGCAUACGCGGAUAGAAGGUAUAGACAGGUUGGGGGCGUCAUUGAGAAUGAGCAUUGA
Messenger RNA from Metarhizium album ARSEF 1941, 705 nucleotides. RefSeq names its product Flavin reductase-like, FMN-binding protein. The transcript is spliced from 2 exons. The record is from RefSeq and is a predicted model, not a curated record. Gene Ontology annotation, molecular function: FMN binding; riboflavin reductase (NADPH) activity. NCBI's taxonomy places the organism in Eukaryota, Fungi, Ascomycota, Sordariomycetes, Hypocreales, Clavicipitaceae. Bases 1 to 705 code for a protein of 234 amino acids.